CUGGAGAGGCACUGAUCAGCUGAAGAGGUCUUAUCGUGCAAGUGUCAAUGUCCAUUUCUCCACUUACUGUUUACGCUUAAUCGGUUUUAGCUUUGAUAUUAAAGUACUUGAAAAAUACCAGGAAUGGAAAAGCCAAAAGAUGAUACCACAGAAACUACUGCUCCAAUGAUAAGAUCUUCUCAGCUGACACGCUCAUCACACAUUUCACGGUCUUCAAACAUUUCACGCUCCACUGCGGGGUCACUGACGCCAUCUUGGCGGUCAAGCAGCGUCCAGAAACUAGAGACUGCUGCAGCCACAAUAACUUUUACUACGGGAGAUGACGAUGAUGAUGAUGACAGUGAAGAGUCUGAUUCAGAAUUAGAGGAAAGUUUUAAGAAGGAAAGGGACAUCUCUGGUGUAUCUAGUCAACCCAUGGUCUUGACAAGACAACAAUGUGAUGAAAGUUCACCAAAAAGUGACAAGAAAAAUCAUGGGAGUUCAUUUACUGCAGAUGUAGACCAGUGUUCUCAGGCAUUGCCUAGGAGUGCAGGAGCAAUUACAGGGAGUGCAGAGGCAAUUGUGUCAGGUUCUCAAGAGGAGCAGCCAAUUCUGCAAAGAAAGGAACAAGAUGCAAAUGAAGAUGGUGCUAACACUGAUAAUCACAGAAGAAAGACUGUGGAAGGUCUUGAUACUGACAGCCAUAUAGAUCAAAUGAAAACUGAUUCCUCACAGCCUGCUGAACAAAAUAAUUCCACAAUAGCUGACAAUGCUUGUAAACACGUUCCACAGCCACAAGAUAAAGUACCAAGAGAUGAAGGCAGUGGUCAGUUUGUGGCUCAAGUGACUGUUGACCAGGGUCCAGCUUGUCAGGAGGAGUAUGCUCCAAGUCCAGGGACGUGUGACACUGGUGCUACAAGUGACACUUUGACAUCUGACAUGAGUGACCCCAGUCAUGUGACAGGUGUUGAAAGAUGUGGGACAUUACUUGAACCAACACUGAUGCAUUCCACUGAAAAUAGUCAUAAAUCCAUUGAACAAAGUGAAAGAUACCAAGGUGCUUUAUCUGAACAUGAAAAAGAUAUUCAGACCAAUAAUUCCACCAGGAUACUUGAAAGUGAUAUUAAUCGGCCACACAAUAAAAACAUCACAGAAAAAAGUGAGGUAUUUAUUGAAAAUAAAAGUGUUAACUUUGAUGAGCAGUGGGGGUCAGGUUUGGAUGCUUGUCUCCCCUCACCAUCUCAUAGGGACAGUGCUUUCACUGCCAUUGGGGAAGACCCAGAAACCACAGCCCCAAAACAAAGAACUGACUCGACCUACCUUGAAGAUGGUCUUUUGGAAUCUGGUUUACCAUCUUCACGCCCCCAAAUUUCUGGUCAAGAUCAUGUCAUGCAGGCACAAAAUUUCACGGAGAACUCAGUUACACCAAGUUCACGGCUUCCUGGCUCUUCCUCCCAGGAGCAAGGACAAUCAGGACAAGAGACAAGUGUCAGAGAGAGGCCCAUUGACGGAGAGGAGAAUGAUGACAAAGUAAAUAAAAACAUGAGGCCGGAGCGGUUCAACCCCUUUGACAGAGACAUUGUGGUGGAUGAGGACCAUUUUGACAAUGAGGAAGAGGAGAUUGAAAGGAGAUACGCUUCUUAUGAAAGAGAGAGAGUGAACUCCAGUUUUACGUCUGCUGGUUCUGGUCGUCAGUCUCAGGAAGACAGCGAAGAUGACAUCACAUUUGCUGAGUUAGGUCUAGCAGAAGACCAUUUCUCCCAGCCAGAGGGUCACUUUGGCCUGUCUACCCUGGAGGAGUUGGAGCUGACCAUAGAACAGGUCAAAGAUAUGGUGAUGAAGGCGUCCAGUGUGGAGAAGAAAAAGAACCUGGUGAAGAAGUUGGUGCAGCUUAGGCUAAAACUCAGUGAGGCUCAGGACACACCUGACAUCCAGCCAGACGUGAAGACAGUGCUUGGCCAUACCUUCAAACAUAAAACCCAGACCAGUUCUAAGACCAACUACUGUGAGAGGUGUAACCGUGUUAUCUGGGGGCUGAUGCAGGCCAGAUACAAGUGUACAGGUUGUGGCUACCAGUGUCAUGAGCGCUGUAUUAAUCUCAUCCUCAGACAGUGUGCAAAACAAAAGGUUUCUGAUAACCCCGUGUAUCAGUUGAAUAUCUGCCCUGAGAGAGGACUGUCAGCUCAGGGCUAUAGGUGUGCUGAAUGCAGGGUGCAGAUUGCAUACACUAACAAAGGCCCUCGUGGACAGAGUGAGCCCAGGAAGUGUGACUACUCGGGUUUAUUUUAUUGCGCUCUAUGUCACUGGAACGACAGUGUUGUUAUUCCAGCCAGAGUUCUGCACAACUGGGACUUUGAACCCAGAAAGGUGUGUCGCUCCUCCAAGCAGUAUCUGCGGUUGAUGUUACAGAGAGCCGUGCUGCGUAUUCAGGACAUCAACCCCAUGUUGUUUAGUUUUGUGGAAGAACUAAAUGAGGUCAAGAAAUUACGUGAGGAAAUCCUCAUCAUGAAGAAGUACUUUCUUGUCUGUGAAGAUGCACUGAAAAGUAGACUACUACUACAGCUCCAAGAGCGUCAGCACUUUGUGGAGAGUUCAGACAUGUACUCCCUGCAGGACCUGGUGGAUAUAGCAGAGGACAAACUGCUGCCACAACUGGCUAAGAUACACACCAGCUUUGCACAACACAUCAAGGUGGACUGUCAGCGUUGCAAGGUGAAGGGGUUCAUUUGUGAGAUAUGUAAGGAGGACGAGGUGCUGUUUCCAUUUGAUAACAUCGCCACAGUCUGUGCUAACUGCUCAACAGUACUACACAGGCAUUGCCUCCAGAGAAAAAACAAUCAGUGUCCGAAAUGUUUGCGCCUCUCAAGAAGAGCUGUGGACUCAGUCCAGUUAGACCAGUCUAUGUGAUGGUGUUUGUGGACUCAGUCCAGUUAGACCAGUCUAUGUGAUGGUGUUUGUGGACUCAGUCCAGUUAGACCAGUCUAUGUGAUGGUGUUUGUGGACUCAGUCCAGUUAGACCAGUCUAUGUGAUGGUGUUUGUGGACUCAGUCCAGUUAGACCAGUCUAUGUGAUGGUGUUUGUGGACUCAGUCCAGUUAGACCAGUCUAUGUGAUGGUGUUUGUGGACUCAGUCCAGUUAGACCAGUCUAUGUGAUGGUGUUUGUGGACUCAGUCCAGUUAGACCAGUCUAUGUGAUGGUGUUUGUGGACUCAGUCCAGUUAGACCAGUCUAUGUGAUGGUGUUUGUGGACUCAGUCCAGUUAGACCAGUCUAUGUGAUGGUGUUUGUGGACUCAGUCCAGUUAGACCAGUCUAUGUGAUGGUGUCACACCACAUGAUGGAUGAUCUAGCAUACAAAUAUCUGUGAUUAUUGACUCAAUGUUGAGAUGAGAUUUUAAUGUGAACAGGAGCAGACAGUGAUUUAAUGACAUGUGCAAGUUGAAGUUUUUCCUAAAAUAUACUAAUUGUUAGAUUACUGUAGUGAUAAUGGUGUGGUUAUUGAUAUUCCGUGGCAGGCACACCAAUUCCAUGUUCUUUGUUAAACAGCUUCAGUUUUUCAAUGUUCACUUUGUUAUUUGGUGCAAUACUGCUGUCAGACGUUUGUGAUAAGCAAGCUUAGGUACAGUAAGUUAAAACUUACAAAAAUAUAACAAUAAUUGGAGUAAAUUUAUGCUUAUAGCAAAACAUUACAUAUGAAAAAAUGUGUGUUUAAAAUUUGUCACAAAUUUGCAUUACAUUAACCCCUUGCUGAAGAUGAUGUAAUUUCAGUGAUGCUGGUAUGUUCCAAUAUCUGCUUCAUGUAGUCAACAUUGUUGUAAGAAUUUGUGAAGUGUGCAUGUUGCUGUUUCUGAAGUCUUCUCCAGUACCAGACAGAUGAUUUUUGUCUGAAUAUGAAAUGUUUUAUGAAUAUGUAAUAUUAUUAUGCUGGGGUACUUAUAAUUGUACAAUAUUUUUAAUGGUGCUUUGCUGCUUUAAUGCCAUUUUAUUUAUCUUGCAACUUCUUAAUAUCAUCAUCAUCAUCAUCGUCACUGUUUUAACUUUGUGGAUUAUACUGAUAACUAAGGCUAGAAUGUGUUCUUUUUAUUAUAUUAUCAAGUUUUAAGUAGUAUUUGUAAUUAAUGUGUAAUAUUUUUUUUUAUAAUUGCUGAUUAUAUUUACUUAUUGUUUGCCAGAUAUGUUUUAUCCCUGUCAUUGAAAUGUUGGUAGUCCUUCCUCGAAAACCAAAAGAAGACCCAGUUUACGCCAGAUGUUUUAAUGUGUGAUAUUUUGGUUUAUCACCUCAUAGAGCAAUGAAGACACGUGAGCUAAACUUAUGAAGUUGUCAAAAUUUUAUGCAUUGAAAUCAAUGAAAAUUGUAAGAAUGUGAAAAAAAUUGGACAGAUAGAAAAAAUAUAUCCUUACAGCUGAUGUAAGUGUUUUAAUCAAAAUAGCAUGUUUGUGUUUAUCUUUUUAAUUGUUUAAUUUAUUCAUCUAUUUAUUUUUGUUCUAUUUAACAUGUGUCUUCCAUAAUUUGGCUAAUACACCAAACACCUAGUGCUGUAUGGUUUGUUUUCAUCCUGUUCAUUUGCUAAUCAUUAUCAUUUGUCCAGGAUCCAUUGAAGAUUUACUGGGUUGCAAUCGUGUUUACUAUGUUGAAUAAUUUUAACAAACAUAUUAUUAUUUUAUUUUACAUUAUGUUUAAUUCUAAAUCUUGAGAAUAAAUUAUUGCUAAUUUUA
Molecule: messenger RNA, 4692 nt
Organism: Lingula anatina
Lineage: Eukaryota; Metazoa; Brachiopoda; Lingulata; Lingulida; Lingulidae
Source: RefSeq, a predicted model, not a curated record